AUGAAACGCAAAUACACGACCACUAAAAUUCAGGUUAAGUUAAAAGCAAUUGAGCUAGUGAAAAACGGAGAGAGUGUUAAAGAUGUGGCUGCAUCUUACGGCGUUGGAAAACAGACUGUGCUGGAUUGGGUGCAACAAGAGGAGCGCUUGAAAAACUAUGUUAACAGCAAUGCUAGGAACAAUAAUUCAAUGACGAUGCGGCCAGGAUUGACUCCUCAAACAUCCGAAGCACUCUUUAUUUGGUUUGAGCACAUGAGGGAGAGAGGAGUACCAGUUUCCGGUUCUCUUCUUCAAGCCAAAGCACUCCAGUUCCAUGAAGUUUUCGAGGAUGGUCCUGCCAACUUCUCUGCAAGUUCCGGGUGGCUUACUAGAUGGAAGAAAGAGCACGAAGUGAGGCAGCUAACAGUAUGCGGAGAAGCUUUGUCUUCCAGGGAAGAGAUGUUACCAACAUUUUAUAAACACCUCCAAGAAGUCAUUGAAAGUGAGAAUCUUGGAUAUCACCAGAUCUACAAUGCCGAUGAGACGGGUCUGAACUUCAGGAAAUUGCCAAACAAAACUCUUGCAGCCCGAACUCAAAGAAGUGCUUCCGGAUUUAAACAGAGUAAGGAGAGGAUCACUAUUCUAGCUUGUGCAAACGCUAGUGGAACACAUAAAAUUCCACUUUUCGUGAUUGGAAAAUCUAAUGUGUUGAAUGCUAUAAAAGCAAUUGAUAUCUUGAAAACAAUUGCGUGGAUUUCCCAAGCAUGGACACAAGUGGAUUCAAACACCAUUGCCAGAAGCUGGAAGAGAGUUUUUGAAAUCACUUUUAGCUCAGACGUCUCAGGUGAUGAACAACUUCUGAAUUACGAAGACAAUACUGAUGAAGGGGAUGUAGAGCAUCUGAUCCAGUUAGCCAAUGCUUUGCCGCAUAAUGAUUCUAUCACUGAAGACGAUAUUGCAAUUUGGCUACAAAGUGACAACUCUUUGGACAUGAGUGAUAGCACAAUUGUUGACAUGGUCAGAAAUAAGAACGACAUUUCUGAACAAGAAGUUCACGAUGAACAAGAAGAACUUCUAGACCAGAAUCUUGUUCGCAAUCAAAUUUCACCAGAAGAAGCACUCAGAGCAUUGGAUGUCGUGCUUAGCUAUGUGCGCCAGAGAAAGGAAAGUCUUCCAACAAUAAUGACCAUUCAUAGGCUGAGGGAAGACGCAGCACACAGCAGGGGAAUAAUUCUCAAUUGA
Molecule: messenger RNA, 1221 nt
Organism: Phlebotomus papatasi
Lineage: Eukaryota; Metazoa; Arthropoda; Insecta; Diptera; Psychodidae
Product: jerky protein homolog-like
Exons: 2
Coding region: 1-1221 (406 amino acids)
Cellular component (GO): nucleus
Molecular function (GO): DNA binding
Source: RefSeq, a predicted model, not a curated record